GCCUCGGCCGACCGCAACCUCCCCCAUAAGCGAAGCAUCAUCAUCAACCACCUCGCUCGCCCCCCACCUCCCCUUCUAUCGCAACACCAUCGCGGUCGAAGCAAGCCAUGUCGAACCAGCUAGUUGGUACCGUUUACCAGAGCAUCAUCGACGAGGUCAUCAACAGCAGUCGCCUCGACUUUGAGGAGGCGGGAAUCAAUGUCUCGACGCUGGAGGAUCUGAAGCAAGUUUGGCAAGGAAAACUGUCCGGUCUCAAGAUCGCGCACUUCCCGUGGGACCCUCCGGCUCCCGAAGCUCCAUCGAACAAUGCGACCGCUGCGCAGGCGAGAGCUGCCCAGCAACAGCAGCAACAGCAGCAACAGCAGCAGGCACAGCAACAGCAGAUGCAUCAACAGCAGAUGCACCACCAGCAACAGCAGCAGCAGCAGCAGCAGCAGCAGUCGCAGCAGCCCUACAUCAAGUCGGAGCCCGGCAUGUCGCAGCAGUAUCCUCAAGUCCAGAACGGUGUGAAGAUCAAGUCGGAGCCGGGAAUGGAGCCACAGGGCGUCAUGUACGGAGUACCUCAAGCCAAUCUGACCGGUAAUCCCACGCACGACCCUCAUUUGGCCGCCAUGCGCGCACAGCAUAAUAUUGCGCAGAAGUUCGGACCGCAGUUGCAAGCGCGACCAGCCAGUGGACUCGUUUUGCCCGGGAUGAAUCCGGGACCACCUCCGCAACACAGACCGGCCAACGGCCAGCAGCAGCACAACGGUAUCCCUCAGCACGACGGCGGUGACGACGAAGAGAUCCCGAUCGAAGGUUUCGGAUCGCUCACCAGGGAGGAGGCCGACAAGGUGUUGUUGACGAGGAUCGGAAAGGCGGAGCGUCAGCGUGCCGAGGCUUCCGAGAAGCUCGCCCAGGCGCUGCAGAACCUCAAGGUCAGCUCUGCCAAGUCGAAGGCGAAAGGCAAGGGCAAGGCGCGUCGCGCUCGCAAGUUGGAUGCCUACGAGGAGGCUCUGAAUCACAACUCGUCGUAUCCCUACCCCUCGGAAACCCCGAUGUUGGUGUUGUCGUCGAACGCUUCGUCUGGACCCCGCGUGCCGCAGCUGGAUGGUGAUUCCGAGGACGAAAUCGACGAGGAUGCGAUUAAUUCCGAUCUUGACGAUCCCGAGGAAGACGAGAUCGACAACGAGGAUGAUGAUGAGGUCCCCCAGAUCAUGCUCUGCAUGUACGACAAGGUCCAGCGCACCAAGAACAAGUGGAAGUGUGUCUUGAAGGAUGGCGUCCUGACCAUCAACGGACAAGAAUAUGUAUUUCACAAAGCUAAUGGCGAGUAUGAAUGGUAAACCAUUUGGCUUCGGAUUUGCGGACAACAGGCAUGCACCGCCGCCAUGCGUUUGUUUCUUGGUUGCCGUUGUUGUUGUUUU
Tricharina praecox is the source of this 1406-nucleotide messenger RNA. RefSeq names its product transcription factor IIA, alpha/beta subunit. The coding region runs from base 108 to 1325 and encodes 405 amino acids. The transcript has 4 exons. The record is from RefSeq and is a predicted model, not a curated record. Gene Ontology annotation, cellular component: transcription factor TFIIA complex. NCBI's taxonomy places the organism in Eukaryota, Fungi, Ascomycota, Pezizomycetes, Pezizales, Pyronemataceae. Gene Ontology annotation, biological process: transcription initiation at RNA polymerase II promoter; transcription by RNA polymerase II.